AUGGCGCGGAGAGUUAAAAAAUCGUUUAGGCGCAACACUGUGGCACCUCUGGUGUCCAGGCGAGUGCUCCGGAGUAACUCAAAGACAGCUUCGACGGAGCAGUCGCCCAUACUGCUCAUGCCACCGCGACGGAGUUACCGGGUUGAAGAUUCCAUCCACGUGACUCGUCUCAAUCCACGCCGGCGGUGUACCUCCAAAGUACAAUUCGCUCCUCUUCUUCUAGAAUGGCCUGCUCAGAAUUCUAAAAGAAUAGAAGAUGGAGAAGGUUCAAAUAUAGGCAUGGAAGAUGGAGAAUCUUCAAAUAACCUUUCGGAAAAACUACCAAAAAGGGUCCUUGGCGAUGGUUGCUACCCCAUUGGUGCUUGGUUAAACAUAUAUUCAAAGGCCAAUGUCAUUGGCCUCCUUGUCGAAGCGUUAAAGGGUACUGAAGAUCUUGAGAAGCUACUUCAUUCCCAGUUUGGGAAGUUAUGCCAUCUACCUAAACACGAGAUCUGGUUCCUCUUUGGUGGACAGCCUCUGAGAUAUUCGAUACCGGAGUUUAAGGAAAUCACUGGAUUGAAUUGCAAUCCUGAACCUGAUAGCACAGAAGAAGAAGAUGAUGUCGGAAAGACAGGAAUCUGGAAAGACCUGUUUGGAAGAGUGACCGCUAUGAACGUGUUUGAUGUGCUUGAAAUGCUAAAGGACCCAGAUCUACCCCGAUGGAAACGGCUACCAUUGGCCCUAAUCUUUCUUGUCGACGGUGUUCUCUUGUGCAAUAGCAAAAAUCUGGCCCUGACCGAGAAAUACGUAGAGAUGUUGACUGACUCGGAUAGCUUCAUGCUGUAUCCAUGGGGGAGGGUAUCGUUUAACAAAACAGGAUCUCGUUUUCAAGCUCCGAAGCCAAUCACUGAUGCCGAGAAAAGGGAGAAUCCUUUAACAAGAUUGCAUCGUCAACUUAAACAGAAAACCAGUGCAUGCUACGGGUUCCCUCUAUCACUACAACUCAUGGCCCUCCAAUCUAUACCGGUGUUGGUCUCCAAAAUUCCUCAACCUGAUAACUUGAAGACUUUCAUUGAAGAUCCCGAAGGUUGUCAAAACGUUAUCACACUAUUGCAUCUUGAGGACAUACUUGCCAUGGAAUCCGACCCUCUGUUGUCUGUGAAACAGAUGGUAGUGGAUGAUGGUGACAAUGACCAACAGAAUGAAUUGCGUUGGGUAGAUGAGGUAGAGGAUGUCGAAGUUGCAUUCAUGCAGGAACUCAUGGCCGAGGGGUACAAAUUCACACCUUAG
Molecule: messenger RNA, 1269 nt
Organism: Eutrema salsugineum
Lineage: Eukaryota; Viridiplantae; Streptophyta; Magnoliopsida; Brassicales; Brassicaceae
Exons: 4
Coding region: 1-1269 (422 amino acids)
Source: RefSeq, a predicted model, not a curated record